Messenger RNA from Trypanosoma brucei brucei TREU927, 2142 nucleotides. RefSeq lists its product as hypothetical. Gene Ontology annotation, molecular function: GTPase activator activity; protein binding. The record is from RefSeq and is a predicted model, not a curated record. NCBI's taxonomy places the organism in Eukaryota, Euglenozoa, Kinetoplastea, Trypanosomatida, Trypanosomatidae. The transcript has a single exon. The coding region runs from base 1 to 2142 and encodes 713 amino acids.
AUGCAUUCGAAAGCAUCCUCUGUUUACAUCGAGGCGUGCAAACGCGACCACGCAGAGUGUGCAUUGGAGUUUGUGUACGCCUUGGAUAACAAUGAGUCAGAGGUGUGUCUUUCCAACCGAACCGUGCACCUUAAUGAUAUCGAUGUGAAAUGUAUUGCCGAAACACUGCAGACCACUCGACACACCGUCCGCGCCCUGAUCAUGGAGGGAAACGCCUUCGGGUUGAAUGGACUUCAGGCAUUGCUUGAGGCAAUAGAGGUGAACCCUGGAAUUGUGCGCGAGCUGAGGCUCGGGCGGAACAAGUUGAAGGACCAAGCAGCUGUUGUUAUUGGGCAUGUACUCUCUCGAAGUGGUUGUGGACUACGAGUACUUGACUUGUCUGAGAACGAAAUCACUAAACUGGGUGUUAUACCUAUAGCAGCCGCUCUAAGCAAUGGCUUAUGUGAUAUUGUAGAACUUUCCUUCCACAAUAAUAAGAUCGAAGCUGAUGCCGCGACGUACCUUGGACAGGCUAUCCGUCAGGCUGGGAAACUGAAACACCUUCAUCUUGGUUACAACACCAUACGCGACGAGGGUGCUGUACAGCUUGCCAAGUGCAUUCCGGUUACCGUCAGUUUAUCAACCCUGGAUCUUACCGCAAACCGUAUUGGCGCAAGCGGUGGCAGGGAACUGGCCAGAGCUUUGAUGACAACCACAUGCAAUAUACAGCGGUUGAACCUUCGCCACAAUUUAUUUGAUAGCGAAACAAUCGAGAUGUACGGUGAGGUGAUUGCAAGGAAUACUUCCCUCAUUCAACUCUUCUUGGGUUUUAUGAACCCUGCCCCAGAGUCAGCCGCGGUGGUGCUUUCCUCGCUCAGGAAGAACCGCACGAUGCUGCUGUUGGAUAUAUACGGCUGGAAGCUUCCACCUGAUGAGGCGUGGACCAUCAUUAACAGUAUACAGAAAUCCAACACUAUCCUUAUGGCCCUAGUGACUGAUGCCUGUCAGAGUAUAGCAAAACAGAUAGACCAAGGAAAUGAGGAGAGAGACUAUCAAGGCCAAUAUCCUAUAUAUGUCGGCCCAGACGACCGCGACGCAUACAUGGCCACAAAGAGUCUACGUCGUGCCUCCCGCGCGCAAUCGAGACGCCAAUCACGGAGCAAUUCCCGCAUAGCGAGUUCACGAAAUGCGACUCCCUCUGCUCUCACCACUCCCGUCAACCGAAGGCAGCACGAGCGUACCUCUUCUCGGAAGAACUCUGAGAACCAGUCACGGCAAUCAGCAAGUAAUUCUCAAAUCGGUCGAGAACCUAACUCUCAGAGAGACCAAAGCUAUGUGGUCCCUCCCCAUACGACGUCCACCGACAGGUCCCAGGAGAAGCAUCGCGACAUUCAAAGACGCUCGAGUAGAGGACUGGAUCCCAGUGCCUCAUACGAUGCGCGAGUUAAUCAGGGGACCAACGAUGCUUCCCCAAUGUCCGUAUUUGAACUCGCACAAUCAAAUAAGGCCCUUGAGAGCCUUGUUGAUGAGCUGCGACGGGAAAUUGCGAGGCAAAAGGAGAACUAUCGUGCCCUGGAAGCCCGCGUGACCGCAUUGGAGAUGCAGGGUCGGUGCCCCACCGUGCCUCAGCACCGUACCUCAGGGGUCCCCUCUCGGGAGGAAACCGUUGAUCUCCGUCGAUUGGGGAGGCCGCCGAGCACCACGAACGAUGAUGCCUCACACCCAGCGAAGUCAAUUAUGAGUACUCCCUGCAACAGUGAGCGGGCGUAUGAUUUGCCUUCCCCUGGCGACCUUCGGCGAACAAACACGCAGUCGGAUUUUGCACCCCCCAACCGAUCAGCCUCUGCGGUGGAGUUAUAUUCCUUGAGGAGGAGGCGAAGCAAUGCGCUAAUAACUACCGGCCACGACCUUAACCAAAGUCGAACGAGCGAGGUGGAAUCUCGCGGGGCGCCUGCCGAGUACCCACAGUUGAAUUCACUUCGUGGUGAUCCGUCAUUCCCCCCAGCUGAACCGGUACAACUUCCAAUGGAAAACAAACCACUCGAAGUGGUGCUGCAAACAUCCGCGAAACCACGCGAAGAGACUACAGUCUACUUGGGGCCCGGACCGUGCAAAGAUAAGGACCCACCGCGCCGUAAAGGUUCCGUCCAAUCCAUAUAUUGA